Spirodela intermedia is the source of this 2893-nucleotide messenger RNA. NCBI's taxonomy places the organism in Eukaryota, Viridiplantae, Streptophyta, Magnoliopsida, Alismatales, Araceae. The record is from the annotation of a GenBank genome assembly.
AUGUCAUCUGCAACGCCCUUCCUCUCCACCCCGGCGGAGAAUCAGUCCAGGCAACAACAGUUCUCGUUAGCGCUGCUUGCAAUCUGCUUCACAAUGACGGAACCAGUGCAUGGGGCCAAAAGCAGCCUCCUCUUCGAGCUGUACUCAGCCUUUGUUUACCUCACCUUCUCGGCGGCGGUGGUCCUCUCCGUUCUCUCCCUCCGCCCCUCUGGAGGAGGAGCUGCUCCGGUGACGGCCUUGAUACAAAAGUGUGGGCAACCCGCCGCCCUCGUUUCGGCUUCGGCGGCUUUUGUCCUCAGGUCUUGCCUUGACCUUCCUCUUCCCUUGCUACUCCGCAUCUGGUUUCUCCCCAUGGCGGUCGCUGUCGCGCUCCUCCUCUUCCUCGUGUGGAAGAGGUGGAAGGUUCGCUCCGCCGUCCAAAAUCCCCCCCGUCACCGGUGCCACCAAGAACCCAACCCAGCGCCUUUCCCGCUGCCGGACCUAGGGACAGAGCCUUCAGAUGUCGUGUGAUUCCCUCAUGCAGUCCCUUCUAUUCGACGAGCAAUAAUUGUAAUUUCUCUCUUUGUGAGAUUACUGUGCACGCGGUAGAUUCAAGGCCCCAUUUUCUUCAUUCUUCAGUGACUUCUGCCGCGACACGAUCGUCCGGACUAAAUUAAGUAAUUAGUACAGGCAUUUCAAAGACAAGUAAAAAAAGUAUAGCCUCUCUAACCAAAUCUUUUAGAGAACAAGGGCCGUACCAUAGAAUUUUCACGUAUGGAGCUAGCUAGUCCUAACGCCCCUGCUUUGACUUUAGCAUAAUUUUUUGAAAAAAAAACCCGAAUCCAACGCACCUUACCUCGCACCACAGAUUUUUUUUAAAAAAACGGUUUCUUCAUUCUAGUUUUUCUCAUGCCAAUUGACUUAUAAAUCAAUAAAUUAAUUUUUCUCUUGGUCCAUUGGGUUCCCAGAAAUGAUCCUCGGGGUUGGGACCUGCUAGCCCCAGAAGGCUCGAUCGUGUCCGAUCCUUCCGUUCCAACCGUCCUCUGUGAAAACCCUAUGGCAGUCCAGCGAAAUCCCUCCCCCACCCCCAGUGCCACGUAACCGAGUGGGCCACUGCCGCCGCAGCCUCGUCCGCCUCACGCGGCGAUGGCUCCCUCCACGACUCUCCGGAGUCCCCUCGACAACACCUGGGUCCGGUUUUCGUUGAACAAGGCCCGUCUAGGAUUCCUUACCGUCACAUCGGUCCUGGCAACCUACCGAGCCGGGAGCGAUCCAUGGAGGGCGUCCUUUGUUGUAUCUGCCUAUGCGAUCCUGACGCUGUUCUUUUGGUGCGUGGGAUCGUACGAGGCGGCGCCGGCGGAAAGAAGGGGACGCCUGAAGAUCAUCAUGUGUCCUUUCGACCUAAAAAAAAGGUAUAGCUUUUGUCCAUUGGGUUCCCAGAAAUAAAAUAAAUAAACAUAUGUCUGUGUGAACUCUUCACACGUGUUGACCUUAUCUUUAAAUGGUGUUUUAUCUCCUUGUGGCCAGCCCACACUUAACAAAAGUUUGGAAGAUAGCUGUCCAAGUAGGGUUCUCCUCUCUAGCUGGUUGUGCCAAGAUACAUCUCAUGAUACUGAGGCUCAAUUCUUCGGAAAAUGCAAGGGCUAACUCAAGGUUAGGAAUAUAGGCUUCCUCCUCCAUGUCAAGGGUCUUAGCUAACAGAUUGCCAAAAGGAGGAAGGGGAUGGUUGAGUUCAUCAAUGUAAAGACCACAUGUGGGACAUUAAGCUGUCAUAUGGCCAAAUCCUCGACAAUUAUAACAACUCGUUCAAGGGGUACUCAUAUGUGACUUAUCGAUAGGUCACUUGCCUUUGUUGGGCACUCCCAUAUUCGUAGGGCCUGUAGGGUGACGCCUGGAGGUAGGGGCUUGCACCAUACUAUGACCAGGUCUAGGUGAUUCUAUGGUAUGGGCUAGGGGUCGACUAGGCUGUAUCAAGGGAGUGGAUCGUGGGACGUAGGGUCGUGGAAAACCUAUAGGCCUCCUCCAAGAUAUGGACAUCCCUAACAAAAAGUUCUUUUCCUAAAUCCUCACGUAAUCCAAUGCGAAAGCGGGAAAGAGUAAAAAUAAGGUCUUCAUUCAGCCCACAUCUAAACAUACGAUCAUCAAAUUGGGCCACAUAUUCGGAAGCUGAUCAAGUACCUUGUACUAUGCGUUGCCACUUAUCUACUAAUUGGAACCGAUAAUUUGUUGGAAUAUAUUUCUCAUGAAGCCAAGUCUUGAUAGGGUCUAAGCCUCGACGCUCUAAUAGGCAAUCGAUUUCGGUCAAAAGGUCUUAACAGGUCCGGCAAGUUUAAGGUUGACCAAUCUAAUCUUUCUAGACUCAGACAUCUCGCACCAUGAGAAAUCUAAUAUUUCUAGACUCAGAUAUCUGGUACCACCCAACAAAGCAAUCAAUCACUGCCCCCUAAUCUAGAUAGUUUUUAAGGUUCUGAGAACCUUCAAAUGUGGGGACGUCAACCCAAAGAUGUUUGUUAGAAGUGUCAACAAAUGGGGGGUCAUUACGAUGGAAAGGAUCAUCAUGUUGGGAAAAGCAUUGAGCUCGAGGCCGCUCAAUGAGAUAAGAGGGUCGUUGCUUAAGAGAUGGGUCAGAGUCUCUCUUGGCCUCUAACCCGAUCAAUCUACGGUCCACACUAUCUAGUCUAGUGAGCAGUUUCGUAGCCCAGGGGGGUUCACCAUUUGCCAUAUCAGACAUGGGAUAAUCCUCCGCUCCUAGCUAUGCUCGCGUAGACAGAUGAUAUGUAGGGAAGUAUGUAUGUCUAGUUGGUAGAUGUUGAUGGGGCAUUAGUGGUCUAGGGAGACAAAUACAGAGAAUGGGACUCUACGACUUAAUGAAUGCUCAGAUACCAAAAUGAUGGGGAUGAUUAUGCGGGCGUAG